AUGAAGCGCAGAAUUACCUAUUUGACCUCCGCCGAUGCGCCCUUUGAGCCCACGAAACAAGCUGUCCUUAACAAAAAGAGCUUGUCGAUCCGCGAGCUCGAUGCUGCUAAGGAAGAGCGCUUCACAUUUGGAGCUGCAGAGCUGCCGGAUGAGCUGUCUCGAGCUCUGACUGCGACGCACGAGUUUCAUAUUCGAUGGGCAACGGAGCGGAAUUAUGAUUCUGUGGCCCCGUUCCUGAGCAGAGUAUCGCCGGGUCUACAUGUAUACUAUACGCCAUUAGAGAACAACGGAAAUGAGGAGAAUCCAGAAGACCAGCUAUGUUCCUCGUUAAAGGAUUUAUUUGGAAAGGAUAUAAAGUGCCAGUCACUUCAGGAAUCGUUCACACAACCCCCCAUCUUAUCCUCAAGAUUUUCGUCUGUCGCCUCGCUCCAAUUACACAGCGUCCUCCCCUCGAUAAGCCACUUCGCCGAGAACGUCCAACGUUAUGCCUGCAAAUCAACAGAUGCGGAAUGUGCCGACCGAAUAGCGGCUCUGGACUCUGCGGAUUCCGUGGACAUUGACUAUGACGCCAUAUCGCACACAUUGUCCAUCUCGGCCUUUUGGUCUCGACCGCUUCCUGGAAAUAGAGGUUGGACCGAGACUAUCGACAAGUCGUCGAAUGCCGUGUCGGAGAAGGUAGAAGUUGGGUUGUUGGCUAGUGAGAAAGCAGUAGACAAAGAGGAUUUAUCUCUUGGUGGCUUUCUGGCUGUGGUGGGAGAGACUGACAUACUAAAACCAACACUGUUUUCGUUUCCUUCUCGACACCACCCUCUGUCGGACGCUGCUACAUAUACUACAACCCUUGAAACGCCUACAGGUCUGCAUCCUACCUUGAAGAUUUCGUUGUCCCCGACUGCUCUAGCUCGCCCACCUGCCCCCGAAGAUGCUGCUUGCGCGCUGCACUCCUAUUUGACACUCCCAUCUGUGAUAUUUGCCGACAAAUACCAACUGUCUACAACCGAUGAACUCUUCCUCAAUUCACACAACCUCGUCGCUCUGCGGGCGCUUUCCGGCGAGACUGACCUCGAAGCCCCCGACUGGGUUCUUCCCCGGUGGGGUUCCAAUCUGCUUCUCGAACUCGCCGUUCCCUCAGAUGAGCAGACUGCGGAUACCUGGGACGUCACCAUUCCGCUGCAUCUUCGUUACCUGAAGCCCUCGGAAGGCGGGAUUCAACACACGUAUCUACCAUGGCCGGUUGUUUUCUGGGCUUGUACGGCCGACGACGGCACGAAGAUGGGAAUCAAUCCCUUUGACCGCGUGAACGUAGGCUUCGACGGCCUUUUUGGGCCCAAGACGAUGUUUUUCCAGCUCCAUCCAGAAACCAAAAACAACUCCAGACUCGUGGAAGAUCUUCCUGUGCCGGUGCUGCAGACGGCCGAAGGUGACGUGGCGUGGCCUGGAAAGACGGUGUAUCAACAAGUCGAGCUCGGCACGGUUGUUGCUAUUGUCUUGGGCUUUGUGUGGGUUCUGUGGAAACUGGGGGCGGUCGUGAGGUCGUCUCCAUCUGACCGCCGGUCGGGUGCUGCUGAGAAGAAGAAGCCAUAG
This is a messenger RNA of Talaromyces rugulosus, 1584 nucleotides long. RefSeq lists its product as uncharacterized. Gene Ontology annotation, molecular function: mannosyltransferase activity. Gene Ontology annotation, biological process: protein processing; GPI anchor biosynthetic process. NCBI's taxonomy places the organism in Eukaryota, Fungi, Ascomycota, Eurotiomycetes, Eurotiales, Trichocomaceae. The transcript has 5 exons. The coding region runs from base 1 to 1584 and encodes 527 amino acids. Gene Ontology annotation, cellular component: endoplasmic reticulum membrane; glycosylphosphatidylinositol-mannosyltransferase I complex. The record is from RefSeq and is a predicted model, not a curated record.